GCAUAUUAAUAUUUGAGUUAGUAUAUAGUAUACAUUAAUUGGGUAGCUCUUUGUGUAUAGAAAGAAAUUAAAGGGUAAAAAGAUGAAGCCAAUUAUUUUUUUUCUAUUUAUAAUUAGUGUUAUGUUUUUGGGGAUUUGCAAUGCAGAUAAUAAAAAGCUGAAGAUGAAUUAUUAUCACAAAAGUUGCCCUUCAGUUGAAAAGAUUGUUAAGGAAAUAACAUGGAGCAAAGUUGCUGCUGAUCCAACCUUGGCUGCAAAGCUACUUCGACUUCACUAUCAUGACUGUUUUGUCAGGGGAUGUGAUGCAUCAAUUCUACUUGAUUCGACUCCAAAUAAUAGUGGAGAAAAAACAGCACUUCCGAAUAGAUCCGUAGGAGGUUAUGAGGUUAUCGACGAUAUAAAGAAGAAAGUAGAACAAGUAUGCCCACAUCAAGUUUCUUGUGCUGAUAUUCUAACCUUGGCAGCCCGAGAUGCUGUUUCAUACCAAUUUGGAAGGUCAAUGUGGCAAGUUCCAACAGGGAGAAAAGAUGGAAGGGUAUCGAUUGCAUCUGAAGCAUUAAAUAAUUUGCCUUCUGGUUUUGCAAACUUUUCCACUCUUUUGGGACAAUUUGAAGACAACAACUUGGACAUUGUUGAUUUGGUCACUUUGUCAGGGGCACAUACAAUAGGAGUAACACAUUGCACAUUGGUUGCUAGAAGACUUUACAAUUUCACAGGAAAGGGUGAUGUUGAUCCUUCAUUGAAUCCCAAUUAUGCUACAGCUUUGAGGAAAUUAUGUCCUAACCCUAUUAAUAGAUCAACUAUACUAGAAUUGGAUCCCAAAAGUUCUUUCUCCUUUGAUAGCCAUUAUUUUGAGGCUCUCAAUCAACAUAUGGGAUUGCUUGGAUCAGAUGCUGCGUUAGUGACCAACUCCCUUUCUGCUCUGAUUGUUAAAAAGAUGCAAAAUCCACAUGUUUUCUUAGCAUAUUUUGGCCGUUCAAUGAAGAAAAUGGGCGGAAUUAGAGUCCUUGUGGGUGGUGAAGGAGAAAUAAGGAAGAAUUGUAGAGUCGUAAAUGCCUGAAUUUCGAUUUUUUUUUAUGUUUGAAUUAGGUAUACAUAUGUUUAAACAAAUGUAUACAUAUAAUAAGAUCAUAUUCAUUCUGAAUCAUCUAAUUUCAAAAAGUUUGCAAGUGUUUUGCAUUUAGGAUUAAGGCAAGGGUUUUCUGGUUCAUAUCAACUCAAUGCUUUUGACGUGAAAUAUAAAUUUAUAUGUAAAAGUACAUUUAUAUUGCGAUAAAUAGUAGGUCUAGAACCAUAAGAUUCAAAAUACAAUGAGAAACGGUUGAACCCGUUGAACUUAAAUCAUGGAUCUGCCCUCUCCAUUUUGUGUAUGACCACUUAGGAUUUGAUCCAAUUCAUAAACUGUUAGUGAAAAACUUAGUAGAUAACAAAAAAUAUAAGAUUAUAAUUAAAAAUAAAAUGAAGAAAAUAAAUUUCUUCAAGGCUGAGGCGCGGAUAUCUCUCUCUUUAAGGUGAUUCAAGCACACUGCAACAAACGUUUUCGAUUCAGCAGUAGUUCUCUUUGACUUGUCCCCUCCAGGAUACAACAACCUUUAAACAAAAAAUAACUCAACAACUCUGGACAAGAGUUGAGUCUAAAGCCCCACAAAAAAGAACAUCUCCCUUCAACUAAUAAGAACUAUAUUUUUAACUAACCUUUUCACUCUAUAUUUUCUCUUGUAUGUUGUGUGUUCCAAACCAAAUGAAAACCACCACACUAUUUAUAUUAUAAGAAGUCUUCGUAGCAAUGAAUAGGAAGAUAAUGGAGAUAGUAAAUAGUGAAGAUAAUGGUCUUAGGAGUUUCAUAGGUUACAUCGAUAGCAAUGAAUAGGAAGAUAAUGGAGGUAGCAAAUGGUGAAGAUAAUGGCCUUAGGAAUUUCAUAGAUUACAUAUGUUAAAAUAAGAGUUACAUAGGUUACAAAGAGUAAUGGAGGAAUUAAGAAUGAAAUAAAGUGAUGGAUAAUCAAUGCUAAUGGAUAAUGUAGAAGUUAUCCAUUCCAACGGUCAUUCUUAUAACUCCAAAAUAAAGCAAUUUAAUAUGUUAAAUAUUACUAUUAAAGUGCUAAUAACCUAACAUAAACAAAAGGUAAGAUCAAAAUUAUAUAAUGUUCACGGUCUGGUUCUGUCAUCGUCUUCUCCUUUUAUACAAAUAAAUCCAAAACAGAAGAAAAAUUAAAAACAGUUGAUCCUAUUAUCGUCGAUACACAAUUCAUUGUUGCGCAAAAAGUGUUCUUCCCAUUUUCCUCCAUCCUUUUGUUU
This is a messenger RNA of Solanum lycopersicum (tomato), 2298 nucleotides long. RefSeq names its product peroxidase 24. Lineage: Eukaryota; Viridiplantae; Streptophyta; Magnoliopsida; Solanales; Solanaceae. Gene Ontology annotation, cellular component: plasmodesma; plant-type cell wall. Gene Ontology annotation, molecular function: heme binding; peroxidase activity. The record is from RefSeq and is a predicted model, not a curated record. Gene Ontology annotation, biological process: hydrogen peroxide catabolic process; response to oxidative stress.